AUGGGGUGCAUGUUCUCUCACCUCGCCGCCAAGUUCGCCUUUUUCCCUCCUACUCCUCCCACCUACCACCUUACCAAAAACCCCGAUGGAAAACUCACCGCCGUCUCCGCUUCCUCCUCCUCCACUUUUCCCGCCGCCGGAGACUCAUCUAUCGACGUCAGAGUGGUAAAGACGAGACGCGGAAACAAAGUCGCAGCUUUCUACCUGAGAAACCCAAACGCGAGGCUCACACUUCUCUAUUCACAUGGAAAUGCCGCAGAUUUGGGACAGCUCGUUGAUCUCUUCGUUCAACUUAAAGUCAAUCUCCGAGUUAAUCUCAUGGGGUAUGAUUAUUCGGGCUACGGAGCCUCUACCGGCAAGCCGAGCGAGUAUGAUACAUAUGCGGAUAUAGAGGCUGUUUACGAGUGUUUGCAGACAGAAUAUGGUGUUGGACAAGAGGAUUUGAUUUUGUAUGGUCAAUCUGUUGGUAGUGGACCGACGCUGCACCUUGCCUCUAAGCUUCCUCGGCUUAGAGGUGUUGUUCUUCAUAGCGGCAUUCUCUCUGGUCUUCGUGUUCUAUGUCAUGUCAAGUUCAAGUUUUGUUGUGAUAUUUAUUCGAACGUAAACAAGAUCAAGAAGGUCAAAUGCCCAGUUCUUGUCAUACACGGAACAGAGGAUGAUGUUGUGAAUUGGCUGCACGGAAACAGGCUAUGGAAAAUGGCGAAAGAACCGUAUGAACCGCUUUGGAUUAAAGGUGGUGGACAUUGCAACCUAGAGAUUUAUCCUGACUACAUUAGACAUCUCUAUCGUUUUAUACAAGACAUGGAGAAUACAACCACUAAGUCCCGUCUCAAGACGAUUUGGCAGGAAAUCCGUCGGCAAGAGGAGUCCAAGGGAUGCUGUAGUUUCAAACUAUGUAGACCAAAAUGCCCUUCGUGUCCUAAACCUAGUUGCGACUGUGGCGAAUGCGGUUGUUGCAAGUGUGAGUGUCCGUCUUUGCAAGGAUGUUUCUCUUGCUGUAAGAAACCGAGCUGUGUUGGUUGUUGCUGUCCCAAGUUCAACUGCUGCAGCUGCAGCUGCUUUGGGAAGCCUAAGUGUCCGAAAUGCUCUUGUUGGAAAUGUCUAAAAUGCUCCGAGUCUGAGUGUUGUCGGAGUUGUUGUUGUGCCGGUUGUUUUAGCUGGCUCUGUUGUUGCGGCGGAGGGAAGAGAAACGAGCAGAAGACGAGAGGAGAAACUACGGUGGCCAAGAGUGAAGGGUAAUAUUAGUACUUUCAUAUUCUUGUAUAGAUUCUGUUUCAAAUAUUCGGUACAACACAUUCAUGGGAAGAGACUGAGUUUUGAGGCGAAGAGUUCCAUAUAAUUCUGAGUAACAAAACAUUUAUUGAGGAAUAGGUUGAAAAAAGGAAACUUGAAUCUUG
Messenger RNA from Eruca vesicaria subsp. sativa (arugula), 1397 nucleotides. The record is from the annotation of a GenBank genome assembly. Lineage: Eukaryota; Viridiplantae; Streptophyta; Magnoliopsida; Brassicales; Brassicaceae.